This is a messenger RNA of Symbiodinium sp. CCMP2592, 3696 nucleotides long. NCBI's taxonomy places the organism in Eukaryota, Dinophyceae, Suessiales, Symbiodiniaceae. The record is from the annotation of a GenBank genome assembly.
AUGACGAAACAUGCUGGGCCACAGGUUGGCUCGCCUGAGGCCUUUGCCGCUGCGAUCCUCGCCAAAGGACUGCCCUCUAAGGACGACGUGCUCGCUUUGGCACGCAUGCUGCCUAUGAGCCCCUCUCCCAGAGAUGAAGCUGCCAAGUCCUUUAGCACGGGUGCAUGCGUGCAUGGCGGAGCCGUGAACAUACGCAAGACGUGCGGCCUGCAUCCUUUUGCGACUCUUGCUCUCACCGCCUUCGUGCGUGCGAAAGCCCCCGAGUGCACUUUCAGCACAGUCACUGUGCUAUUCGAGGACUCCGCACCGCCACAUAGAGAUCUACAAAACCACUCUUGCGAGAAUCACGUUUUCCCUUUGAGCACCUUCUCAGGGGGUAAGCUGUGGGUUGAGGGGCAUGGCGACGAAAGGCUGGUGCUAGACGGCAAAGAAGUAAUCGGAGGCCCGCUGGAGUGGGUAGGCGACUGUGUCAAGUUCCGUGCAGACAAGCUGACACACUUCGUUCUGCCGUGGAAGGGUUCAAGGGUUGUCUUGGUUGCCUUCUGCGUUAGGUUCUUCACUGAGCUUGACGGCGAUAAGCUUGCGACCCUAACCUCUUUGGGGUUUAGGCUCCCAAACCCUUCCGAUUUGUGCCCGCCGGCCAGUGCAGACCCCUGCGACAGGGGUCCGGGCCCAUCAGAGGCUCCAGAGGUCGAUCGAGAGCCAAACACAGGCAUUGCAUCUCCUGGGGAUGGAUUCAUAGCGGCGCCUCCUCGUGCGAGUGCCGAGCCAUCUGCCAAUCAUGUCCCUCAUUCGCCUUCGCUUGUCCGCUUGGCUGAGGAGCCCAGAAAAGCGCACCUGUUCGAGAAGCCUUUGUUCAUCGAGGUAUGCGCGGGCUCAGCCCUCCUUUCAAGUGUCGCUCGAGAGGCAGGGUUCGACAUUCUGCCCAUUGAUGCAGGACACAAGGUUCCCCGGGCGUAUGCACAUGUGCUUCGCCUCGACUUGCGAGAAUCGCUCACGCUUCAGUUUCUAGAGAAUGUGUUACAGAAUCGAGCUGUCGCUUGGAUACACUUCUCCCUGCCAACUGGCACGACUGGGCGUGUCUUUCGAAGCCUCGCCUCUCCCAGAGGUCUGCCCAACUUGCAAGAGCCCGGAGCCUCCCGCGUGCUGGCGGCUAACGCCAUCUUCGACAACGUUGCCACUUUGCUUCAGAAAGUCCUUGCAUCAUUUCCGUCGGUUGGUGUCUCUGUAGAGCAUCCCAUCGGAUCUGCCGUUUGGGAGCUGCCAGCCUUUGCUCAGCUUCGACGCUCUCUGCCACGAGUCACCCUGACUGCAUGCUUCUUCGGUGCAUUCUACAAUCGCAAGACCCUCCUUGUGACCAACCGAGAUGUUUUCCAGUCAAUGGGCGGCCUUUGCCCCGGUUGUGUAAGCCACGGCAAGCCUCCAGGCUCAGGUUUUCGGUUGGAUGGCAGCUACCCCAAAGCCUUUUGUGAGGCCUUUGUUGGCCACGUUGCAGCUCACUCUGCCUCGUGCGGCUUCUUCUUGGCACCCCAAGCAGUGUCGACAUUGCAUGCUUCACGCACGGCCGCGCAGGCCCAACCUCGUGCCUCGAAAUUCCCGCCGUUGAUCUCCGAGUUCGCCUACACUGUGUCGGUCCGCGCUCCGCGCGUUCCCCCUUUGAACAAUAAGUCAUGCCUUACGGCCUCUUGGCUAUCCGUGCCGCUAGGCUCCAAGCUGCUGCGGUCCAGUUUUCCAGGGGGCCCGAAUUGCCCGCCGCAUCCUGGCCCCUAUCUGCCAGAUACCUCGCUCACAUCAUUUACAUUCGGAGUGUAUCGUGAGCCGAGCACUUUCUUGAAAGAAGCCAAGCUCCUCAAGCAUCCCUUCGACACAUGUCGCGGUCUCCCAGAUGGCAUGCUUAAGGUGCUGCACUUUAUCCUGGUGCAGGGUCCAGUUGGAGUCAUGAGACACCGGCUUAAUGUCAUAAAGCUUUGGCAAAAGUGGGCGUCCGAGCUGGCCCCCGAAGAGGAAAAACUUCGUGCAAGCCUUCACCCUGACGUGCGAGCCGUGCUAGGCAACAAACGUGUCCUCUUGAUGAAGAAGAUCGCCUCCUCCCUUAAUUGGCCUGACACCACCUUAUGGGAUGAUCUUACUCAGGGGUUUAAGCUUACCGGGUCCCAACCCCGGACGGGCGUCUUUGAGCCAGACUGUAAGCCAGCCAUUUCUUCCGAGUCCGAGUUCUGGAUGGCAGCGUCUGCUCAAACGCGCAACGUGGAAGAGGCAGACCCUAGUGGGAAGCAGUGGCUACACGGCCCGCUUUCUCGCGCAGAAGUGGGCAAGUGGCGGCCCAUCGAUGACUUCAGUGAGAAUGGGGUCAACGCAUGCUUUGAAUGCUUCGAGCGCCUUUCCCUCAAAGCCUUGGACGAGGUCGCAUGGGUUUGCAUGUAUAUCAUGAAAGCUUGCAAAUACACAGGCUCCGUUGAUCUCGAGCUCAGCGAUGGGACUAGGCUUCGUGGUCCAGUGCACGCUUGUUGGAAAGACGUGGCACACUCCAAGCCGCAGACCAAAGCCUAUGAUCUUAAAUCCGCGUACAAGCAGCUGCCUCUGAGGCCGUCCGAGCAAGCGAAGGCGGUUCUCGUCCUGAAGAAGCCAGGAGGCUCCGCUUGUGGCUUCGUGUGCAAAACAUUGCCGCUUCUGUGGGAACUCCUCGUCCUGACCAGCUGCUACUUUGACGAUUAUCCUGCUGCAGCCCCCACUUUACUCUCUCAGUCGACUGAUCACGUUGUUCACUCGCUGAUGGAUCUCCUGCAAUUUCAGAUGGCAAAGCCCAAAGAGAAACCUUUUGCCACCGUCACAGAAAUGCUUGGAGUUCUUGUGGAUACCUCCGAUGAUUCGCUUGCGAGUGUAAAGAUCGGUAAUAAGCCGGAUCGAGCUGCUGCGCUCUCCGAGGCUUUAGGCAGCAUCAUUUCUUCAGGUCGGGUUGAGGUCAGAACUCUGCCGACUCUCUUUGGCAGACUCCAGUUUGCUAAGGCCCAGAUCCUCGGCAGAACUGGGCGACUGGGAGUCGCGGACGUUCGCAAACUUGAGCACAGCAAGUCGGAGUUCGUGGAUCUGAGAGAUGACCAGCUGCAAGCUUUUAAGGUUCUUAGGGCUAGGCUCCUUAGGGGUGCCCCUAGGUCUCUUUCUUCUUCCCCGGGUGAGCCUCCUGUCCUUGUCUUCACUGACGGCGCAUGCGAGCCAACCGCAAGCGGAGGUCACUUGGCCACAGUCGGGGGAGUUUUGAUUGUGCGGGGCCGACACCCGCAGGUGCGUACUUUCGGCUGUAAGGUCAAUGAUGAUCUUGUGUCCAAAUGGUCCUCUGAAAAGAGACACCUUAUUGGGCAAACAGAGCUUUUCGCUGUAGUCCUUGCUCGGUCGCUAUGGUCGCAGUACCUUGCAAAUAAGAGGACACUUUUCUUUAUUGACCAUUCUGGUGUGCUGGGGGCAUGCGUCUCGGGGUCUGCCACUGACCCUUACUGGCGAGAACUCUUGUUACACUUUGAGGCUGCCGAUGAGCCAGGACCAUGUCUCUCGUGGUUCAUGCGAGUCCCCAGCCACAGCAACUUGGCGGACGCCCCUUCGAGGGCAAAAUGGUCCGAGAUGACCUACUUGGAGCCGUAUUCCAGGGAUCGUCCUGCAUGCUUCGUUUCAGGCACUCUCCUCGCUGACGUCGAGUCAUAG